UGCGCGGGCGCUGGGAAAGGAGACGCUGCCCUUCCGCAGCGAUGGGAUCCCGGGUGAGCGGCAGCCCGGGCUGAGCACGCCGGGAAGACGACGGCGCCGCAGGCCCGGGACUGAAGCUUUCAGCGGGAGGGUGCCGGGCUUGCGCAGGAUACGAUACUGGUUGGCUGCGCAGGUGUCCGGGGUCAGCUAGACGAGAAGGGCCCGGGUUGGAAUGAGCAGCUUUGUGCAGGGUCCCUCUGGUAUGUGCGUCUCUGUCUUUCUGGGGCGUGGAUGGUGCCCAGGCCCCAGCCAGCAGCCAGUUGAAGACAUUCUUCUUGGGAACUCUUGGCCCUGAGGGCUCUUGCCUGGGGUGCUGGUCCUGCCAUGGCGUUCCGGAGGACUGAGGGCAUGUCCAUGAUCCAGGCCCUGGCCAUGACUGUGGCUGAGAUCCCUGUGUUCCUGUACACGACCUUUGGGCAGUCUGCAUUCUCACAGCUGCGGUUGACCCCAGGCCUGCGGAAGGUCCUCUUUGCCACUGCCCUGGGGACCGUGGCCUUGGCCUUGGCUGCCCACCAGCUGAAGAGGCGACGGCGGAGGAAGAAGCAGGUCGGCCCUGAGAUGGGAGGCGAGCAUCUGGGCACAGUGCCCCUCCCCAUCCUCAUGGCCAGGAAGGUCCCGUCGGUAAAGAAAGGCUACUCCAGCCGGAGGGUACAGAGCCCCAGUAGCAAGAGCAACGACACCUUGAGCGGCAUCUCCUCCAUCGAGCCCAGCAAGCACUCGGGCUCCUCGCGCAGCUCGGCCUCGAUGGUGGCAGUGAACUCAUCCAGCCCCACAGCUGCAUGCUCGGGACCAUGGGACGCCAGAGGGACGGAGGAAUCUGUGGCCACCAGUGAUGGCAAUGUGGAAAGCCUCUACAUGCAAGGCAUGGAGCUGUUCGAGGAGGCUCUGCAGAAGUGGGAACAGGCGCUGAGUGUGGGGCAGAGGGGGGAUGGCGGCGGCACCCCCACACCAGGGGACAGCCUCCGGAACCCCGAGACUGCAUCAGAGGAACUGUCUGAGCCCGAGUCACAGCGAAGGGAGUUUGCAGAGAAGCUGGAGUCCCUGCUGCACCGGGCCUACCACCUGCAGGAGGAGUUUGGGUCCACUUUCCCAUCUGAUAGCGUGCUGCUGGACCUCGAGCGGACCCUCAUGCUGCCCCUGACCGAGAGCUCGCUGCAUCUGCGGGCGGACGAUGAGGACAGCCUGACCUCAGAGGAUUCCUUCUUCUCCGCCACCGAGCUCUCUGAGUCCCUGCAUAUCGGAGAUUACCCACUCCCACUCUCCAGGCCCGCCGCUGCCUACGAGGAGGCUCUGCGGCUGGUGAAGGAGGGGAGGGUGGCCUGCCGGACCCUCAGGACAGAGCUGCUGGGUUGCUACAAUGACCAGGACUUCCUGGCCAAGCUGCACUGUGUGCGGCAGGCCUUCGAGGGCCUUCUGGAAGACAAGAGUAACCAACUUUUCUUCGGGGAGGUGGGCCGGCAGAUGGUGACAGGCCUGAUGACUAAGGCUGAGAAGAGCCCCAAAGGCUUCCUGGAGAGCUACGAGGAGAUGCUGAGCUACGCCUUGCGGCCUGAGACCUGGGCCAUCACACGGUCGGAGCUGGAGGGCCGUGGGGUGGUGUGCAUGAGCUUCUUCGACAUCGUGCUGGACUUCAUCCUCAUGGACGCCUUCGAGGACCUGGAGAACCCCCCGUCCUCGGUGCUUGCUGUCCUGAGGAACCGCUGGCUGUCAGACAGCUUCAAGGAGACGGCCCUGGCCACUGCCUGCUGGUCAGUCUUGAAAGCCAAGAGGAGACUGCUGAUGGUGCCCGACGGCUUCAUCUCCCAUUUCUACUCCGUAUCGGAGCACGUAAGCCCCGUCCUAGCCUUUGGCUUCCUCGGCCCCAAGCCCCAGCUUGCUGAAGUCUGUGCUUUCUUCAAGCACCAGAUCGUGCAGUACCUGAGGGACAUGUUCCACCUGGACAACGUGCGCUACACGUCAGUGCCAGCACUGGCAGAUGACAUCCUGCAGCUGUCCCGGCGCCGCAGCGAGAUCCUGCUCGGCUUCCUGGGGGCACCUGUGGCCUGCAACACUGGCCUGAAUGGGGUGCUGCCCCGCGAGAACGGGCCCCCAGAGGGGCUGCAGUAGUGGUGGGUGCAGGCUUGGGAGAGGUGGCUGCCUGGGCCUCACCCACACUGGGGGUGGUAGCGAGAAGGCCGCCUCUCCCCUCCUUUGGGUUGGCAUUGAAGGGCCCGGGUGGCUGUGGCUGUCAGCUGGGCACUUGUCCCUGACCUUGCCCUCCCCUUAAUCUGGGAAUCCUUGAGGCCUGGGGCGCAAAUUUCCUUGGAGAGGGAUGAAGUGCCUGGGCUGCCUGACUGCCCUCGGCUGUCCCUGGGGCGCAGAGGUGGCCCAGUGGCCUGUGGGCCUGCGGGAGGGGAAGGCGCUGUGAGGAGAGUUGGGACAGGCAGAGCUCGAUGCCCUGGGUGUGUGACCCCUGAACCUCCCACCAACCCAGGGCUGCUGGCAUGUGGCCCUGGGAGUGUGGAAGUGAAAGGUGGGGAGGCAGGGCUCUGUGCUAGGAGGAACUUGGGCGCACAACCUCAGAAUCCAGGCGUCUGGCCCCUGCCACCACCCUAGAGGGUUUGCGACUCCAGAGAGGGAGGGUGGGGGCCACAGAGUGUGGCUCGGGGGCACCUUGGUGGGCAGCAUGCUUUGGCCAGCCGGAGUGGGACAGAGUGGGUCUGCUUGCCUUGUGCUCAUGACUGGGUAGGUGCUGGGCCCAAAUCAAACCCAAGCGCUAAAAUAGGACUCUGUCCUCUGGCAGUCCCUCACCCUGCCAAAGAUCAUCAUUUCUCUUCCCACCUCGGCCAUCACCAAAGACGGAGGAGGUGUGGAUCGUCCUGCCCUCCUCCCCCAUGAGCCUGGACCUCCCAGCGUGGUGCUAGGCGCUGGGCCAGAGGCGCUGACAGGGUCGCCUCAGGCCCACCCCCUGUGCUGCCAUCAGUGGCGGCCGCAGGAGUGCAGGCGUCCAGGGACCAGGUCAGGAGAGGUCAGAGGCUGUGCGUGGCUGGACCAGCUCCCCAGCCCUCAUUAGGAUAAGAAACUUUGCCCAGCACUUGCCUUCAACUUGACGCACAAAUGCUCUCAAGCUGUGCAGCAGUACAGAGCCCGUGCAGACACAGCCCCUGUGGCAGGGUGCCUGUCAGCUCUGCAGAUGCACUUCUCCUACAGUGUUUGCACCUGAGGUGGAUGUUUUAUUUAUUGCCUUAAGAUUUUAUUUUGAGGUCCUGCCCCUUUCCAAGUGGAGAGACCUAUGUGAGAAACAGACAGCUCCUGCGUCUCCGCACUCCGGAGCUGGAGGUCAGGCUCCUCAGAUGGGGGCCCUCUCCCCUGGUGGUGAAGGGCUGCGGGUGGUGUGGGGGGGGAAGGGAGAGGGGCGAUGCUGGGCGAGGCUCCUGGUCUCUGAGCCCCUCCCCUCCUGCCUGCUCCCUUCCGCGACCCAGAUGGGAGGACUCUGUGCUAACCAUGGUUCUGGCUCCAAAGCCACCUCUCUGAGGUUGGUGACCAGGAGGGAACAGCCUCCUGGAAGGGAAGGACUCCUCCAUCCUGACAUUCCAUUCAUUUGCACUUACCCUGGGCUAUGAAUGUAAUCUUAGGCCUGGGCCUCGGCCCACUCUUAUUGCUCCCAAAUCACACACAUGUGGCAUUUUCAUUUUGUCUUUGUUUACACGUCCGUCACUGCCUCUGGCUCUUGAUUUGUUGCAGCUUCCAACUUUUGUAUGGUAGAGCGUGUGUGCAUCGACUUCACAUCAAAUAAAUGAUUUAAAAUGA
Molecule: messenger RNA, 3828 nt
Organism: Manis pentadactyla (Chinese pangolin)
Lineage: Eukaryota; Metazoa; Chordata; Mammalia; Pholidota; Manidae
Gene: MIGA2
Product: mitoguardin 2
Exons: 16
Coding region: 364-2145 (593 amino acids)
Biological process (GO): mitochondrial fusion
Source: RefSeq, a predicted model, not a curated record